Morus notabilis is the source of this 2547-nucleotide messenger RNA. Its product is annotated as pentatricopeptide repeat-containing protein At3g09040, mitochondrial. The record is from RefSeq and is a predicted model, not a curated record. Gene Ontology annotation, biological process: RNA modification. Bases 1 to 2334 code for a protein of 777 amino acids. Gene Ontology annotation, molecular function: RNA binding; protein binding. The transcript is spliced from 2 exons. NCBI's taxonomy places the organism in Eukaryota, Viridiplantae, Streptophyta, Magnoliopsida, Rosales, Moraceae.
AUGAUCAAACACCAUUUUCGGCUCUAUUGCUCUGGAUCCAACUCUCAAUGCUUUAAUCUUUUGGUAAGGAAAGACCCAGUUUCCAUUGCUAAUGCUCUUUCUAUUGCUGAGAAUUCAAAGUCAUAUUAUGUUGGUUCCCAUAUUCACGCUCAUGUCGUCAAGUUGGGAUUGGUUGAUGAGGUUUACACAAGGAAUAAUUUGAUUAAAAUGUAUACAAAAUGCGGGGUUUUUCAUGAUGGGCUUAAGGUGUUUGGUGAAAUGUCUAACAGAAAUCUUGUUUCUUGGACUUUGAUGAUCUCUGGUGCAGUUCAAAAUGGAGAUCAUGAAAUGGGUUUGGAGUUUUUUUUAGGAUUGGUGAGAAGUGGGUUCAUACCAAAUGAAUUCGGUCUCGGGAGUGUUUUAAAGGCGUGUGCUAUUGCAGGAGCAUAUGAAUUUGGUUCGACUAUUCAUGCUUUCACUUUGAAAACGGGGAUUGAAUUGAACUUAUUUGUGGGCGCUUCUAUUUUGAACAUGUAUGCUAAGUUAGAGGACAUUCAAUCCGCUGAAAGGGUGUUCGAGUCCAUGCCCAAUCUCGAUGUUGGCUGUUGGAAUGUUAUGAUUGGAGGAUACGUGCAAUGCGGACAUGGAAUUGAGGCCUUAAAAAUUGUUUCUUUAAUGCUGCACAGAGGCAUAAAUAUGGACUGCUUAACCUUCGUCAAUGCUCUUAAAGGUUGUUCUGGUGUGGCUAAUCUGGAGUUCGGAAAACAGCUUCAUGGGCUAAUCAUCAAAGGUGAUGUGGGAUUUAGUACAUCUCUGAUGAAUUGUUUGAUGGAUAUGUACUUUAGCAAUGGUAUGAUGGACUCUGCUAUGAAGGUUUUUCAUAGGAUACAGAACAAAGAUAUUAUAUCAUGGAACACGCUAUUUUCAUCUAUCUCUGAAGAUAAGGACACAACAGAAAUUGCGUGCUUAAUCCAUGAGUUUUUUCUCAGAGGAAUGAAGCCAAACCAUAUUACUUUCUCAAUCCUGUUUAGACUAUGUGGAGAGACGCUUGGCCUUGAGCUUGGACUUCAAAUUUUUUGUCUUGCUCUAAACUUUGGGUUCCAUGAUGAAGUUAAUGUGACAAAGUCACUCAUCAAUAUGUUUGCCAGAUGCAAAGCUAUGAAGAAGGCCCGUUCAUUAUUUGAGACAUUGUGCUCUAAAGAAAUCACUAUUUGGAAUCAGAUGAUCUGUGGGUACAACUUAAAUCACUGUUACGCGGAGAGCCUCAAGAUUUUUGUCAGAUUAUGGAGCCUAGGAAUCGAAUCAAAUGAGUAUACCUUUUCCAGCAUAUUGGAAGCUUGUUCUCAAAUUGAAAACCAACAAGUUCUUAGACAUGUUCACGGUCUCAUUGUUGAAUCUGGUUUCUCUUCAAAUGGCUAUAUUCGUAGUUUACUAAUUAACGGCUAUGUUAAGUUUGGGCUUUUAGAUGACUCCUUUCAAUUCUUUAAUGAUUUUGAUAGGUUGGAUGAGGUAUCUUGGGGGACUAUGAUAUCUGCCUUGGCACAUCGGGGAAACAUUUAUGAAGCUAUCAAUCUCCUGACGGCUCUGAUGGAAGCUGGUGGGGAGCCCGAUGAGUUUAUUUUGGGCAGCAUUUUGAGUUAUUGUGCCAGUAUUUCUGGUUAUCAUCUAACCAAAAUUGUUCAUUCUCUUGCGCUCAAAACUGGACUUGAAACACAAGUGUUUGUCGCGAGUGCGGUAAUAGACGCAUAUGCAAAAUGUGGAGAUAUUGACAGUGCAAAGAUGGCCUACCGUCAGUCAUGCGGAUCAUAUGACGUGGUUAUAUUUAACACCAUGAUCAUGGCUUAUGCUCGUCAUGGGCUUAUCACAGGUGCUAUGGAAAUCUUUAAGACGAUGAAGUCGGUUAAGCUACAGCCUAGCCAAGCCACAUUUGUGUCAGUUAUAUCUGCUUGUAGCCAUAUGGGUCUUGUUGAUGAAGGCGGUCUUUUGUUUGGGUUAAUGAUCUCAGAUUACAAAAUGGAACCAUGUAAAGAUGUAUACGGUUGUUUAGUCGAUAUGCUUUCGAGAAAUGGACGCCUUGAAAAUGCAAGACAGAUGAUUGAAAAAAUGCCCUAUGCUCCUUGGCCAGCUAUAUUGAAAUCCUUGCUUAAUGGCUGUAGAAUACAUGGGAGCAGAGAGCUUGGAGAAUGGGCUGCUGAGAAGUUACUGCAGUUGGUACCGGAGGACGAUACGACUUUUAUACUAUUGUCAAAGGUUUAUUCUGAACGGGGAGAUUGGGAAGAUGCUGGAAAAGUACAAAGGGACAUGAUUGAAAGAGGUGUUCUGAAAGACGCAGGAUGUAGUUGGAUUGAGAUAUAGCAAGGAUAUACAAUUUAAGUCACGUAGAAGUAGAACUUUUAUACUGAAAUCAGUAUUUCUAAUGGCUGUGUUUGAGCUACAGAUAUCUAAGUCCAUAUAAGAAGUGCACGUUCUUUGACUUGGCGUCUUCAAGUGGUUCUUUGUUAAUUGAAGAAAAUGACAUGUAGUUUCAGCACAAAAUUGAAAAAGAAGUACAGUUCAGUUAAAAAGCAC